Lethenteron reissneri (Far Eastern brook lamprey) is the source of this 12209-nucleotide messenger RNA. Its product is annotated as receptor-type tyrosine-protein phosphatase gamma-like. Gene Ontology annotation, biological process: protein dephosphorylation. Lineage: Eukaryota; Metazoa; Chordata; Hyperoartia; Petromyzontiformes; Petromyzontidae. The record is from RefSeq and is a predicted model, not a curated record. Gene Ontology annotation, molecular function: protein tyrosine phosphatase activity; protein binding.
GAGGAGGAGUGGGGGGGGGUACAUGCAAUAGGAAGCGCGUUAUACACCACCGUACGGCAAUACUGAAGUGCUUGUCCGCUGCGGUGUUGAGCGGGGCGCGUUUGCUGGAGGCGGAGGAGCGAGCAGGCGCGUGUAGGAGGUGUUCGCUCCGUGUCGCCGUUCAAUUAUUCACAAGGCUUCGCGUCUCUCUUCUUUUUUAAUUUCCACACUGAAACAUAUCGACGAGAGGGCGCGUGGGUACGCCGAUUGUAAUAGCAGCGUGCAGGCUCGGUUGGAGGAGCAGGAAUAACAGCACAGCGUGUCUUUGGCUCAACAAAUAGGGCAACAUCCCUGACAUUUCUUAUCAUUAGCAAAUCACACGUAACAACAUCAGGCGCAGAGCAUUUAGACUCGUCUGCAGAAGAAUGAUUCGUUAAGAACCCGACAGAGGUUAAAGCCGGACAGCCCAGCCACGUUGCAGCAGCAGCAGCAGCAGCAGAAGCUCGGUCUUGUUUAUUGUUUACGUCGGUUUAGACACAAUUUUGUGUUGUUGCUAUCGCUUUGUGUAGCUGCGCAAGGCAACAACGAUUGUGUUACGAUGGCUGCGCGGCUCGCAUUCAUCGUCGUCGCCAUCGCCAGCACGUCGCUGAAGAUGCCAGGGCAAGCGGGCGGCAGCUUCUCGCGCUGGGAGCACGCUCGCGAGCGCUACAAGGUGCGGCAGCAUCGCGCCUCCGCCGACUGGACCUACGCAGGUACCACAGGCCCAGGCUACUGGCCAGAGUUGUACGAGGGCUGCAGAGGUGAGCGGCAGUCUCCCAUCGACAUUGCGAGCGAGAUGCAAGCGGAGGUCCUGUCUCCUGCCGACGGCCUGGAGUUCGAAGGCUGGGACGUCCCCUCGACAACCACCACCAUCAAACACGACGGCAAGACGGUGAUCGUGCACCUGUCGGGGGAUUACCACCUGCGGGGAGGCGGCCUGCGGGGCCGCUACCGCAUGGCGUGGCUCACCUUCCACUGGGGCCACUCCAACGGCACCGGGGGCUCCGAGCACCGUCUCUCGGGACGCUCCUUCCCCCUCGAAGUGCAGAUCUACGGCUACAGCCAGGAACACCACAGCAGCUUCGCCGCCGCGAUGAAGGCGGGCGGGAACAUGGCAGCCCUGUCCAUCCUCUUCGAGAUCGCAAAAGACAACAACAGCGCUUACAUCCCCCUGCUCGAGGCCGUCAAGAGAGUUUGCCAGCCGGACCUUCACGACAAGGUGAGCGCGUUCCGUCCCGCGGAUCUGCUUCCCGAGUCCACGGACGAAUUCUUCCGCUACUCGGGCACGACGACCACGCCGCCCUGCGCCCAGGGGGUGGAGUGGACCGUCUUCCCCCGGACGGUGCACAUCUCCGCUCACCAGCUGGAGGCGCUGUACGGCGUGCUCAUCAUGGAGCGCGCCGGCUACGCCAUGCUGCUCGAGUACCUGCAGGACAACUUCCGCCCGCCGCAGCCGCCGCCGUCUGGCGCCGACCUCGUCCGCUACCGCCUGGGGCCCGCGACGCCUCCCACCACCGAGGCACCGCCAGCGCAAGUGUGCGCCAACGAGCCACGCAACGUGACGGCCCGCGCUCACAACGAGACGACGGGCAUGGUGAUGUGGGAGCGGCCCGCCGCCGUCUACGCUGCCACCAUCGAGCGCUACGCCGUCACGUGCCGCAAAGAGGGUGGUGACUCCCCCGUGGAGCAGUUCCUCACCGAGGGGGAGCAGGACACGGGCGCCAUCCUCGGCGAGCUGCAGUGGGGCUCCGUGUACUGGGUGGAGGUGCAGGCCGUGUGUGCGGGGACCCACGCCGGGCCACCGAGCCCGCCCGUGCGCCUGGAGAUGAAAGAUAUUCAAGAGAGCGGCGUGGAAGGGGUCAUGGAGCUGCUGACCUACACCGAACGUGGCCACACCACGGAGAAGUUGUCGCAGAACACAGUGGGAGAGGUUAUGGAAACGUCUGCAGAGGAAGACCUAGAAACCGUGAGACCCGAAGUCCAUUUUGUUGUAAAAACGACCUCCGUGAACCGCAAGCUGAACCCCAUCCGUGGCGCCGCCGCCGCCAUCGCCACCUCCUCGCCAGCGCCGACGUCCGCCGUUCAAACCGAACGCGCCGCCUCAUCCUUGCAAGGCCCAACAGAUGACAGCGCAGCCCCAGUAGCAUUCUCCACGACACCUUCUCCUCCUCCUCCUCCUGCGCACGGCGCGACCAACCCAGGUAACACGACCGCGGCGCUCUUUGGAUCCACGGUCCCCGGCGAGAUUUCGAAAGUCGCUGUCGUGCAAGCAACACCGUCGCCAGCCACCAUCGCCGCAGAGCCGGCGCCCGUUACCCACGACGCACCGCGGCAGACGAGUUUCGGCGACACGUCCGACGAGACGUCCACCCUCGCGGCGCCCCGUACGCACGCGCCUCGUCGUCCGGGAAAUGAAGGCGGCCGCGGCGGCACCAGCUCGCCGCCUCCGAGCGUCCGUUCCGCGAGCACCGCCGGUCCGCAGCCGAACCACGACGCCGUUUCUCCGUCGUCGCGCACGGCCGGCGUCCUGGGGGGCGGCCCCCUCGACGCUCCCGCGCGAGCCGAGGGCACGACGAGCUCGCCCACCGUUUGGCGGGAGGAUUUGUCGACGGCGCACGAGCCCGGCCGGCGGCGUGGUGCGGGCGCAGGCGGGGACGAACGCACCUUCGUCACGACCGCAUCUCAAGGGCUGACGGGCUCAGAGCCGAGGCGAGAGAAUCAAGUCUCCAAUCCGUCCGGGAACGAUCCACCAGAUGCAACCCCUUCACAAACGCCCUCAGGAAAACCCGCUGUCGCAAACAACAUCGAUUCAACUUUUGGGAGCGAUCACGGCAAAAUGAUUGGUGUGACAACAGAGCCGUCCGCGAACGUCACGCCGUUACCCUCGCGAGCGGCGGCCGUCGCGAAAGCUGUGUCCGGAGACGAAGGAGCGCAGUCGUCGACGCAAGAGAUGGGAAGUUCUGACACAACUACCUCCGCUUCUUCCUCCGCUGGUUAUGAUGUCAAAAAGCUCAGCAAUGCUGCUGGGUCAGCGCCGGAGCUAGCCGAAGAGAACUUUCUGCCGAGCGAAUCCAGCGCCGUGGAAGUCACGGCAGCCAAAGACGAAACCACGGCGGUGGCGCACGGCAGCAGCGGGCGAGGUGGCGACGCGACCGAGGACGACGCCGGCGACGGCGUUGGCGGCGGAGCAACAAAGACGACGGAGUCCGUGGUCGGGGAAUCGAGCCGAGCCGACGCCGUGGCUCCGGAUCCGGAGUCGUACGCCUCUGGGGAGGAGCGGGAUGGCGAGACCAGCGCCGGCACGCUGCCCCCCGCGCCCUUAUCCCCCACGGGAGCGGAUCCCUCGGUGACGGGAAUCACUCAGGAGGAGGCCGGAAAGGCCGUCUUGGGCGACGAUCGUCAGUGGACCGACGCGCCGAGGAAAGGAGAAGAGAUUGUGCGGCAAUCGGAGAACGUGCUGGAGUCACUCCCCGCGAUUCACACCGAGGUCAUUGAGAGCGUGACCUCUAAGGAGCUCGACAUAGGGAACAUCAGCCACCAGCGCGGCGUGGACGUGGGGGGCAACGUCUUCGUGCCUCUGCUCGUCGUCUCGUCGCUCACCUUCCUCUGCCUCGUGCUGCUCAUCUCCGUGCUCAUCUACUGGAGAAAAUGCUUUCAAACGGCGCACUUUUACGUGGAGGACAACGACUCUCCCCGGGUGAUCCCUGCCAUCCCGCUCGCCGCGAUGCCAGAGGAGAUGGAGGGCAUUCCCGUGAAGCAGUUUCCCCGACACGUCGCCCGCCUCUACGCCGAUGGCCAGCGCGGCUUCGCGCAGGAGUUCGAGGAAAUACAGAGGAGCACAAUGGGGAACGGCGUGACGGCCGAUCAGACCAACCACCCGGAGAACAAGAGCAAGAACCGCUACAUCAACAUUGUGGCGUACGACCACUCGAGGGUGAAGCUGAGAGUGCUUUCUGGGAAAGACUCCAAGCAUAGCGAUUACAUCAACGCCAACUACAUCGAAGGCUACAACAAACCUCGAGCCUACAUAGCCACCCAGGGGCCCCUCAAGGGCACGUUCGAGGACUUCUGGAGAAUGGUGUGGGAGCAGAACGUGCGCGUGGUGGUGAUGAUCACCAACCUCGUGGAGAAAGGACGGCGGAAGUGCGACCAGUACUGGCCGUCGGACGGCAGCAGCGAGGAGUACGGCGGCGUGCUCGUCUCGCUCAAGAGCUCCAAGACGCUCGCCUUCUACACCGUGCGGCGCUUCGCGCUGCGCAACACCAAGCAGCGGCGGAGCGGUCAGCGUGGCGGUGGCGAGCGCGUGCUGCUGCAGUACCACUACACGCAGUGGCCCGACAUGGGCACGCCCGAGUACGCCCUGCCGCUGCUCACCUUCGUCAAGAAGUCGUCGGCCGCCCGGCUGCCCGACUCGGGCCCCGUGCUCGUGCACUGCAGUGCGGGCGUGGGGCGCACGGGGACCUACAUCGUGCUCGACUCGAUGCUGCAGCAGAUCCGCGACAAGGGCUCCGUGAGCGUCAUGGCCUUCCUGAAGCACAUCCGCAACCAGCGCAACUACCUGGUGCAGACCGAGGAGCAGUACGUGUUCAUACACGAGGCCCUGCUGGAGGCCAUCCAGGGCCGCGAGACGGAGGUGGCCUCCUCGAGCCUGCACGCCUACGUCAACGGAAUCCUCACGCCGGGGCCCUCGGGACUCACCCGCGUCGAGAAGCACUUCAAGCUAAUCCUGCAGAGCGGCUUGCAUUCAGACUUCACGAUCGCCCAGAAGCCAUUCAACCAAAACAAAAACCGCUCCACGGCCGUCUUGCCUGUGGAGUCGUCGCGAGUGGAGCUCGCCUCCCUGGGGGACGUCGAGGGCUCGGACUACAUCAACGCCUCCUACGUCAUGGGCUAUAGCAGCAGCACGGAGUACAUCAUGACUCAGCAUCCGCUGCCAAACACCACCAAGGACUUCUGGAGAAUGAUCUGGGACUACAACGUACAGCUCAUCAUCAUGCUCCCGGGACCUCACCAGGACAAGGACGGGGAGGAGUUUGCCUACUGGCCCCGGCGCGACCAAGCGAUGCACUGCGAAGGCUUCGGCGUGUCGCUCAUCAGCGAGGACCGGCUGUGUCUCUCCAGCGAGGAGCAAGUGGUUAUCCGGGAACUCAUCCUCGAGGCAACGCAGGACGACUACGUGCUCGAGGUGAAGCACUUCCAGUGCCCGCGGUGGCCCAACCCGGACGGCCCCAUCAGCAGCGUCUUCGAGCUCGUCAACAUCGUGGCGAAGGAGGCGCUGACGCGCGACGGCCCCACCGUCGUGCACGACCUGUUGGGCAGCUCAGUGGCCGGCACGUUCUGCGCCCUCGCCACGCUCUCGCGGCAGCUGGAGGAGGAGAACUCCGUGGACGUGUUCCAAGCGGCGCGCAUGAUCAACCUCAUGCGGCCCGGCGUCUUCUCCGAUGUCGAGCAGUACCAGUACCUGUACAAGGCGCUGCUGAGCCUGGUGAGCGCUCGCGAGAACAGCGGCAACGGCGUGAAGCCGGAGGGCCGCAACGGCGCGUCGGCCCUGCUGGAGGACGUCACGCCGGAGGAGAGCCUCGAGUCGCUCGUGUGACGACGACGCCCCCCGCGGGCGCCACCCCCCCAACCCCCCCCAACCCCCCCCCCAACCCCCCCCGUAUCCUUCCGCACCGGCGCGCGUGCGCUCAGCCGUGACGGUUUGGAGCACGGCGCGCCCGCACCACUCCGGUGCGUGGAUGCGGCCGCGACUCGUUAAUCUCUCUCUACGUUUGAAGUAGCCGGAAGACUAGGAUAAGCACGUGAGCAGUCGUCGCGGCCGUAGCGAGAGUAUACUAGAUGCGGUGUGCCGGGUACAGACGUGACCCGGUGAGGGUAGUUGGAUGCAUUGGGUGUGGCACUUGCGCAGCGUGGAGGUGGGCAGGCUGCCGAGGUUGACACGUUCGCGUAGCUGGGUGUCGACCGCAACAGUUGCGUGGUCUGGCAGAAGAGAAGAAGCGAUGGGCGGCGCGGUCGUGUCGGCAGAGUUGGCCGCGGUAAACCCCUCGACCAUGACCGCGCGCCCCAAUCACACGGAGCGAGCGGGAGCUCAUCAUGGCCAUCUCAAUCAUCGGCCGUGAUUUAUCCACUGCUGGAUGAAGGCCUCCCCCAAAUCCACGGCCAUCCUUCAUGGUCGCGGAGAUUGCAACCGUCCGCCCGCCACCUGCACGCCAGCCGAUAUACAGCGCGUUGUCAUCGUCAUUGUUGUCAUCGUCGUCAUCGUCGUCAUCAUCGUCGUCGUCAUUGUUGUCAUAGUCGUCAUCGUCGUCGUCAUCGUCAUCAUCGUCGUCAUCGUCGUCGGUGCUCUGCAGGGAUGAGAUGGGCACCAGGGUGGUGAAACGUCAAAACGGUUGCCCCCCCGCAGAGAGAUGCCAACAGAGAAGGAUGGCCCCGAGGCUCGUUCGACCAGGCGCACUCCGCUUUGGUCCUUUCAUUUUCAAGCGCAGCAGCGUCACGUUUACUCGACAGUCUUUAAUAUUAAACGAUAUUAUUACGGCAAUAUUUUACGUUUAAAAAAUAUAUAUACAUUUUUGGCCGGGUUGACUUUGUCUUAAGGCCUUGUAAACUGGAGUCCAUAUGAAAUCAGCAAACUCCUUCUGGGGUCACAUCAGUCGGCUUCUCGCCCAGCAGUAGACAGCGCUGUGCUGCCAACAGAAUGUUGAACAGAAUGUUCGCAGCACCUCGUUCGUCGUGCUCUCCCCUCCGUGCUCUCCCACGUGCCAUCAUCCUGACACGCCUCACCGUUGCACCAUUUCAACUCCCUGUCUGCCACACGCGCCGAGUGGCAUCUGUCGUAUUAUCUUGCGGCCGUUCCGUAAUUCAGGUCAGCGAUGAGAGAGCGAGAGAGAGACAUCCGCAGGACACCGCGUUCUCAUUCUCCACGCUGAUUAGAUCAUUGCAGCCAAGCGAUCGUAACGAGCGACACAAAUAACAAGUAACAAUUACGUACGGUGCUUGCGAUGGCUCGACUAACGACCCGCAGAGUUCUUAACGAGAUGCUAUCGACAUUCUUUUAAAAUGUCUCGCGCGGUACGAGCCCUCGUUGCCCUUGGAACUCGCCGGCGUGGCAUCGAUGCGGUCCAUCGCACUGCCAUCCCUGGUGGCCACUGUGUGAUGCCAUCGUGCACAUACCAUUUGGGUUCCGAUCGCAUCUUGAAGCAGAACGCUUUUCGGAAAAUUUCACAGAGAGGAGUGGGAUGUGGGCAUCCUGGGAAACAGAGGGCUAAUUUUGUUCAUGUUUUUAUUGAAAGAGAUUAACUCGGAGGAAGACAUAGAAAAGGUCUUUGAGCCUGGAUGUCACCAAGGGCAGGGAGCCCACAGCACUGACGGCUGGGUAAGGAAGCUCCAGACUGAGGACAACAGAGACAAACACCUGUUAAAAGGUUGGCUUCAGCCAGUAAAUGUUAACAGACAUUUAACGAUGUAUUCCUUGAUAUAAUGUAAUCGGCAUUUUGUUUAUAUCAAGCCAGAGGAUUACUCCCUGUUGUCGGUUUUAACGUUAAACCCAGAGGCGUCGGUUAUUCACAGCGCGUGGAGCAUACGCAGGAGAACGUUGUUACAGAGUAGAUCGCUUCAAUCGAUUCCUGCUGCAAAUGACGCAAAUUAUUUUAGCGAUUGUCCGUCGCACUUUAAUUUGGCCGUGAUUACAUUUUGCUUUACACAAAUUCCAGCAAGGGCUUUGUCAGCUAUAACAGUGCCCCCCCCCCCGCCCAACUCUGGAUUACGAUCAGCGGAAUGAAGCGACGGUCCGAUUCUGGCUUAAUUUGCCGACGGCCGGUACUGUGCUUGAUAAAUAAUUGGUCAUGGCCGAGGGGUUUCCUGGUGAGAAGAUUCGUUGAGUCACAGCGCCGCGGCCUGCUCGUUUGUGCCGAGCCUCCUAACGAGGUCACCAUUUUCUGGGGCGUUUUUUCUUUUUUUCCAAUGGAGCGUCGUUUUAAUUGGCGCGAGAAGGCACCCGCAAAGAAUCGUGCCCCGACGAAGGUUUACUCUACGCUUCUCUCGUCGCUUCCUUAACGACACAUUUGGCAGCCUUUUGCGAAAAAAGCCGAAAUGGGAUUGGCCGACAUCCAGGAGCCGGUCGUCUCUUUGUUUUUUUGAGAUUCAUUAAACAUCAACCGAUGCGCCCAGAUACAAACGAAAAAAAUAUAUCCAUAAUAUAGGUUUUUUUUGGGGUUAGAUCGCGUAAAUAUAAAGGUUUGCUGUACUCGUAACGAAUUGGCAUGUUCUGUUUACGUGACAAAUCUUACUAAUUGGUGGGGGCGGGUUUAACGACACAUUUAUAUUCACGCGAUCUAACCCCCCCAAAAAACCUAUUGUAUGGAUGAAAGCCCCCGUGUGAAAAAAACAAACGCAAUUAUAAUUUGCAAAGUUAACAAAAGUGGACAUAAAGGCGGUUCGACUGCGGUCACAGCCCAGACUGCAGGGCACGAUGCGGCGUCUUCGCUGUGUCCGCUGCACCUUCGUAUUGCUGAGCCGUCUCUUGUGGGGGGGUAAUCGCGGCACGUCAAGACUGCACGUGGUCGAGUAGCAACCCCCCCCCCCGCCACCGGUCAUAACAUGAAACGUGGACACCGGCGAGCGUCUUGAGGGCCCACUUUCACGAGCUUUGCCAAAACACGCGCACAGGUCGGUCGUUUUCAAGCCAUGUACGUACCUUGAACUUCUUUCGCACCGUACGUAGCCGACCCUGCUGAUCGGAGGUGCGGGAGAAGGACGAGAAACUGGACACAAAAAAACAGUUCGGGUGGAAUUAGUUUUCAAUCUGCCAUACGGAGCGGAGUGAUGAUGAUGAUGAUGCUGCUGCUGCGUACAAGUUUGCAUAUCGAGGUGGUGGGAGCAAAGGCCAGUGCACCCAUUAAAAGUCCAACAUCGGUAAAGUUGAGGUAUGGUGGACAACACGCACACCGCAAGAUAUUUGUUCAAUCGUUCGAGUCAUCCUUAAUGUGAACUUUUAACGCUUUUGUUUUUACUAACGAUAUAAAUUCUCUCGUAGUCAGCCACCUUUUAUAUUGUGAGUAAACCUUUGCUUGCUGCAGUGUUCUACUAAAGAUUAACGAUGGUAAGUGAAUCUCACGGUAAAGUAACCAAUGCAUGCCGUUUGAAUGUGAAAAAGCUAAAUAUUUUAUAUAGUAUACUGGCUUGGAAUGGAGGAAAGAACACGUUUUGGAACCUCCUAAUGGAAAUGGUUGGAAUGAACAGAAUGCCGAAACGUUAUAACGUCCGUGCAACGAUAUCCCUUCAGAUAGGGUAUGCGUUGUAUGGAACUUAUACGUUAGGGCUACAGUACAACCUUGGGGGACAAUGAUUCCACAUUCACAGACAAGUGGGAGAGGUACAGCUUUGCUUCAGUUCAACGUCACUUAUUUACUCGCAACUCUCGACACGGUUGUGUGCAAGUCGCUUUAUUCAGAAUCAGAAGAAUGAGAAUCGCGAGUUUAUUUCCCGCUCAGGCCCGUUGAAGACGGCGAACUGAGUAACGCGAGCAAACUGGAGCAAGCGUGGAAGCAACUGGGAGUAGUAUCGAACCCAAAGAGAUUCUCGAGUAACAUCACGGACAGAGGCAACGGGAAGGCCAUGAUCGCCCACGUCUUUGAGAAAGCGCGUGGCUCACAGAGAGACAGAGAGAGAACGGAGAGACACGGAGAGAGAGACAGAGCCGUUGAGCCAUGAGCUCUUCUUUUGAGGGCAGCUCGGCCAGCAGACAGCGGCGGCGUUAUGGAGCUACGACAAACAGCCGUGCCUGAGUGAGCGAGUCAGUGAGUGAGUGCCUGAGUAAGUGGGUGAGCGAGUGCCUGAGUAAGUGAGUGCGUCAGUGAGUGAGUGCGUGAUUGAGUGCGUCAGUGAGUGAGUGUGUGAGUGGGUGAGUGCGUCAGUGAGUGAGUGCCUGAGUGAGUGAGUGCGUCAGUGAGUGAGUGCCUGAGUAAGUGAGUGCGUGAUUGAGUGCGUCAGUGAGUGAGUGCAUGAGUGAGUGAGUGCGUCAGUGAGUGAGUGUGUGUGUCAGUAAGUGAGUGGGUGCGUCAGCGAGUGAGCGAGUGUGUCAGUGAGUGAGUGGGUGCGUGCGUUGUCAUUCGUCUCCACGACGGGGGCAUUCCACCGGCUUGCACAACCGGCGCUCCCCAUCGGGUCUGUUGGCUAAGGGGUGUGAAUUGAAGCCAUCGGCAUCGCAAAUUUGCAAUCGAACCGGUGGUCAACGGGUGAACGCGCGCGGCAAGAGAGAGAAGUCGUUCCCUGAAUUGCGGCAGGGCCUUCUCCGUUGGAUUGGAAACAAUUCGCGUGUUCGCAAACGUCGGGAAUUAUUUGGCACGGGUCCGUUUGCCUCGGGGCACCGGUCAGCUUUGUUGGACGGCAGCGUUGCUGUGGACAGCUCAGAGCUCUUUCACAGCUUUCGCAGAACUGCAAUGCGAUGACAUUAAAAACUUGGAGCGCCACGGGGAAAAGUCACAUCGCUAGCCACUGUGUGCAUAUAUACACACACGUGAUAAUGCGACGGCUCUGUUGAAUUAAUUUUUCCCCAUUUAAGUGCACAAUUUAAUCCGAUUAGAAUUUGCAGCUUGAGCAAUCGAGCUGCACGCGCGCGCCACGAAUGUCCUCAUCGGAAAAUGAACCCCGCCGCAUUUCUCCUCCUGAGCCUCGUGGCUUUUAUUUUCCAUCUCCCCGGCUCCAUUCCAAAAACGGCGCACGGCAACCCGCACGGAUUGUCCCCGAUGAGGCGGCGUGAAGGGAGUUCAGUUGCAUUUCGUGCCCGAAAAAAACACAAAAACGACUUUAGCAGUCCCGCCGAAUUGACGCCAUCCGCUGGGGACUCGAAGGAAAUUCAUGAGAGCGCAUGUACCUUACGUUCAUUUGUUUUGUUAAAUAGAAAGCCAAUUGUGAAAAUUCGCACCCAAAACAUCCGCCGCCGCUUGGCAGGGCCGAGGCACUGCACCUCGAGAGUGCCAAUGUUACGUAGGCAAAUAAAUAAGUGGCCGUGAACGAGUUGAUCUUAAUUAAAAGUGUAAAAGCUAAACAAUUGUCCGCACACCGGUCUGCCGUGUCUUCGAGUUAUGUCGCGUGUCGCGGACCUAAAGAGAUGCAACUCCGAUUGGCACGGUCGGCUACGUACGGUGUGAAAAAAGUUCAACAUCCAUACAACCCCCGAAAGCCAUCGGGGAGGGCCGUACCCUGCGCUCCGUGACGAGUCCACUGCGACGGAAUAGAUUGAGCUGAAGCAAAGCUUUUAGUCGGCCGCGGGUUAACAGGAGAGACGCGGGCAGGUCAAUGGGCCGAGGCAAAGUGUCGCUUUUUCUGCUGCGCCUGUGGACGUCGAUGCCGCCGUCUUCUGCCGAGUAUCCGACUCGCGAAACACGACUGUGGGAGCGGAGAAGUUGUGGGCUCGACAGAAUGUCGAGUCGUGAAUGCGAACCGAGCCCAGUAUUUUGAGAGCGUUGAAGGUGGAUUUGAUGCGAAAGGUCAAAGGCGCUUUUUCUACGUCGAUUCUAAAAUGCCCCCCUAGAAAUACUCCCCCAAACGGAAGAGUCACGUGGUCGUGGGUGACAGGCAUUGGAAACUGCAUUCGCGGAAUUAAAUAUUUUAAAAUACGAAAAUAGCAACGUGUUCCAAAACUGUCAUUUUAAUUUCAGUAUUUUAUAUAACAAAAAAACAAGAGUCUAUAUGAGAUGAUUGCUUUAAGUAUGUUUAACAGACUAGCAUUUUGUCACUGGCAAGCUGUAAAUAUGUACCAUGGGUAGACAGUCGAUAAAAAUAGACAUUUUGUAUUUAUAGUCAUAGAAUAUCGUAUUUUGCUAUUUAAAAAGGAGAAAAAAAAUGUUUUGUGAUGAUUAAACAACACAUUUAUACGUUGCGUUUUUCUAUUCGUGAAGUUAACAUUUGCGACUUAUUAAGCCGGUGGCGUCUGUACGGUGAUGCGAUUGUUUACCACAUUUUUACAAUUACUUGACUGCACACAUGCCUAACUGUUUUUAACCCGUUUGAAAUGCCAUUUUUACUACUAUAUUUAUUAGACUACAGUGAUGUUUUCGGAAAGAAAAAAAAAACCCUACUUGGCUGUGUUUGUCUUGAAGUAAAGUAUUUCCCACUGGGAUUACAUUCUGGAUACAUCAUUAUCCGUGUAGUACAAGCUCAAAAAUAAACACAAUAAAAUGAAAAUAACAACA